UCUUUGUGGCUAUUUACAUAUAGCGAUCUGAAGACCAUGGUUUUCCCAAGCACAGCGUUUGCUCUCCUCUAUUCUUUCGCUGAAUCACUCUCACGUUCGGACGACGAUCCAAACACGGUCAUCGAUUAUCUCGCGCGGCGCAUCCCCUCGAUCCUACUCUGGGCAUGGAUGAACUGUCUGGCUUUCAAUGUCAACAACCAGAGGCUCCCCCAUGCUAUACAAGAAGACGAACUCAACAAGUCUUGGAGGCCGUUACCUUCCCAUCGUCUUACGCUUUACCAAGCCUCACUCUUGGCUCGAGUGGUGCACCCAAUCACUGCAAUUGUUAGCUGCAUCGUUGGGGGCGGGUUAGCACCAUCGUCACUGCUUGCGGUGUUCAGUUACGCGGAUAACGAUCUUCGUUACGGCGACACGACAGUGAUGGGCCGAAAUGUGCUUAAUGCGUGCGGGUUCACAUCGUUUGCGGCCGGCGCACUACAGGUAGCUAUCCGAUCACACUCACCCUUUGACGCCGAAGAUACCAAAUGGUUGACAGUCAUCACUCUGGUAGUCUUCAGCGCCGUGCAUAUCCAGGAUUUGUAUGACCAGGUGGGCGACAAAGCUGCGGGCCGGUUGACGAUAGCUCUAGUGCUCGGAGACCAUACUGCUCGUUACACAAUCAUUGCCCCACUGGUGUUCUGGUCUGGUUUCUGUCCAACCUACUGGAAAGCUAGUAGCAUAGGAUACUAUGUGGUUGGCUCGUUGGCUAUAGUGGUUGUCGGUAGGUUGAUUACUUUGAGAACGGUGGAGGGAGACAGGAGAACGUUUCUGAUAUAUAAUGGUUGGUUGGUCGCGACAUACAUGCUGCCUCUACUUGCGUGCAUGAGAGGGGGUGUCUUGCGCGCGUUGUAA
Molecule: messenger RNA, 891 nt
Organism: Lindgomyces ingoldianus
Lineage: Eukaryota; Fungi; Ascomycota; Dothideomycetes; Pleosporales; Lindgomycetaceae
Exons: 1
Cellular component (GO): membrane
Molecular function (GO): transferase activity, transferring alkyl or aryl (other than methyl) groups
Source: RefSeq, a predicted model, not a curated record